AUGGCGUCAGCGAUGCAGGCUGCUGGUGCCCCGCAAUCUACGAACCCCAAAGAGAACAUGGGUGUCGGUGGUGUAGUGUCGCUUCGUUCGAGAUCAAAGUCCCGGGAACGAAAAGGCUCCUUCGACCUCGGCAAGCUUGGGGAAAUUGAGGACGCAAAAGACGAAGAUGCGGGACUGAGGAACCAUAAUGAUUUUAAGCAAAAGCAGAACUUUAGCCUCGCGCAGGUGUUCAUGCUGGCCUACCAGUCUAUCGGAACAAUCUAUGGUGACAUUGGUACCUCUCCGCUUUAUGUGUAUUCGUCGACAUUUACUGCGCCUCCAGAUCGCCCGGAUCUACUUGGGGCGUUAUCGCUAAUUAUCUGGGCGAUCACCUUGAUGGUGACAGUGAAGUAUGUGUUGGUUAUUUUGCGCGCCGACAAUGACGGCGAAGGCGGUACAUUCAGUACCUAUUCUUUACUCUCUCGAUAUGCGCAUAUAGCGAAUCGUGACCCACGCGAAGCUACAAUGAUUCGAAUGGAACGAUAUCUGACGCAGGAUCUGAAUCGGUCCACCAAGACUAUUCGCUCAACCAUUGAGAAGACAAAGUUCUUCCGAGGUCUGCUGAAGACGAUCGGUGUACUAAGCGUUUCUAUGGUCAUGGCAGAUGGUGUCCUGACCCCUGCCCAGUCCGUACUAGGCGCUGUACAAGGUCUCAAUGUUGUCAAGCCUGACAUUUCCAAGUCCACUGUUGUUGGCGUAACCUGUGCCAUUCUGGUUUUGCUUUUCUUACUGCAGCCACUAGGCAUUUCAAAGAUUACUGUUGUCUUCUCUCCCAUAGUUGUAAUAUGGCUUGCUUUAAAUGCUGGGUUCGGAAUCUACAACUUGGCCCGGUACGAUCAUGCUAUUCUAAAGGCGUUCAAUCCGUACUAUGCGUUCGACUAUCUGAUACGCAACAAAUACAACGGAUGGCACAGUCUUGGUGGUAUCCUUCUUGCAUUUACAGGUGUCGAGGCACUCUUCGCGGAUAUUGGUGCCUUUAGUCGGCAGUCAGUGCAAAUCAGCUGGCUUGGAUAUGCCUACCCUUGCCUCCUCCUUGCCUAUACGGGCCAAGCAGCCUAUAUCAGCGUUCAUCCAGAAGCCUAUUCCAAUCCGUUUUACAAUUGCGCACCAAAAGGCUGGUUGAUUCCCUCUCUAGUCAUCGCAAUUGCAGCAGCAAUUGUUGCAUCGCAGGCAAUGAUUACCGCGACCUUUCAGCUCCUCACACAAAUCAUGAAGCUCUCAUACUUCCCACAGAUCCGUGUAAUUCAUACCUCGCCUACGUACCACGGUCAACUGUAUGUGCCAGCGGCUAAUUGGCUCCUCAUGAUUGGCACUGUCAUAAUCGCCGCCGUUUACAAUAACACGACUUCCCUUGGUAAUGCCUAUGGCGUUUGCGUCAUGUUCGUCACAUUCUUCGACACCUGCAUGGUAACGCUCGUCGCAAUCCUUAUAUGGCGUAUCAAACCAUAUUUCGUCCUCAUCCCAUGGCUAACAGUGGCAUGUAUGGAUGGCGCUUUUCUUUCAUCAGCGCUCAUCAAAGUCCCGGAUGGUGCUUGGUUCACCCUCUUACUCGCUACACUGCUUGCCUGUAUGUUUAUUCUCUGGAGAUUCGGGAAGGAGCAACAAUGGUUCGCUGAGGCGGAAGAUCGCUAUCCCACAACCCAUUUCGUCAAGACAUGCGAAGACGGACGUAUUCAGCUUACUGAGAGAUUUGGUGGUAAGACGAUCAGCUCUAUCGAAGGAUUCGCCAUCUUUUUCGACAAGGCUGGCGAGACUACACCAAUUGUCUUUAGUCAAUUUGUUCGCAAACUAGUUACGAUGCCAGAAGUCAUCGUCUUUUUUCACCUCCGUCCCCUCGAAGUACCUUCUGUGGCCUACGAGGAUCGCUACCAUGUCUCCCGCCUCGCCAUCCCCAAUUGUUAUCGUCUCGUUGUCCGCCACGGUUACAUGGAUGAAGUUAUUACUCCAGACCUUGGCUCGCUGGUCUAUGACAAAGUCCGUGACUAUAUAUUGUCCCACGCCUUGGACCGUGAAGGCGAGGAGAAAGGUGCACCAAAAACCACGGGUAACGACCUUGGCAAUGGGAACGAUCCGAAUACACUUAAUCUCAAAGUUUCAGUCAAUGAAACAAAUGGAUCGGCUACGACUUCAUCCCGCCCAAGCGCGAGGCAGGCGCCUAUGUCGACUUUGAAUGCAUCAAGCACUACAGCUAGACUUACGGCCCUCGAGCGCGCUUUCAACCAUGAAAUCUUGUACAUUAUUGGCAAGGAACAGAUGAAGGUUAAGAGCAAUACCAGCUUCAUCCGCAAGGUUUUGUUGUACAUCUUCCUGUUUGUUCGGGAAAACACUCGAAACAAGAUUGCUUCCUUGGACGUUGACCGCGACCGCAUCAUCGAGGUUGGUUUUGUCAAGAACGUAUGA
This is a messenger RNA of Bipolaris victoriae FI3, 2439 nucleotides long. RefSeq lists its product as hypothetical. The coding region runs from base 1 to 2439 and encodes 812 amino acids. Gene Ontology annotation, cellular component: membrane. NCBI's taxonomy places the organism in Eukaryota, Fungi, Ascomycota, Dothideomycetes, Pleosporales, Pleosporaceae. The transcript has 6 exons. The record is from RefSeq and is a predicted model, not a curated record. Gene Ontology annotation, biological process: potassium ion transmembrane transport. Gene Ontology annotation, molecular function: potassium ion transmembrane transporter activity.